AUGCAGUCUGCCUUCCUGUUCGGGACCGCCGUCCUCGCCCUCGUCCGCUCGGCAUCUGCCGCCACGGCGCAGACGUUCCAGCCACCGGCGAGCAGCCCGUUCGCGCAGUCGGGCAACUACACCGGCAAGUCCAACAACACCCUCCAGAACGGCCCCGUCGUCCCCGGAAAACUCUUCGACCGCUUCAUCCAGGUCUGGUUUGAAAACACAAACUACGCGACCGCCCAGUCGUCCCCCGCCUUCCAAAACCUCUCCCAGUACGGCCAGCUCCUCACCGGCUACUACGGCGUAACCCACACCUCCGAGCCCAACUACAUCGCCGCCGCGGGUGGUGACUUUUUUGGCGGAUACAACGACGACUUUUGUGCGUCCUCCCUCUCUCGUCCCUCUGCCCCUCUCACCCGCCCCGCAGAUGCCAUCCCCUCAAACAUUUCCACCGUCGUCGAUCUCCUCGAGGAGAAGAACAUCUCCUGGGCAGAGUACCAGGAGAAUUUGCCCUACGACGGAUACACUGGCUACAACUUCACCUCGUACGACUACAUCGCCGGCACGGGCACCUACACCUACUAUGUGCGCAAGCACAACCCCCUCAUCAUCUUUGACUCCAUUUCCAACGUCACGGAGCGUGCCCUCCGCAUCCGUAACUUUAACGACUUUGCCAACGACAUGAGCGCGGAUGCAAUCCCGCAAUGGGUCUUCGUCACCCCCAAUCUGGUCAACGACGGUCACGACACUAAUGUCGACUUUAUGGGCGAUUGGAUCAACUACUGGCUCAACCCCGUGCUCGCAGACGAGCGCUUCAACAACAACCGCACGCUCAUCCUCAUCACCUUUGACGAGAACGAGGUGUACUCGGUCAACAACAACGUCUGGGGUUUCCUCAUCGGCGGCGCGCUCCCCACGAAUCUGGUCAACACGACAGACAACACGUUCUACACGCACUACUCCUCGCUCUCGACCGUGCAGGCGAACUGGGGCCUCAAGUCGCUCGGCCGACAGGACACGAACGCGACGGUGAACAACGUCUUUUCAUUCGUUGCGGAGGCGACAGGCUGGAAGAACAACGAUCUCGUCGGCAAUUCGACCGCCCUGCCCCUGCUUAACCUGACGGGUGGCUACCCCGGCCCGCUGAACAACGAGUACUAUGUGCAGUUCGCGGCGCCGAACAUGACCGCCGUCGGUGCAGGCACUGGAGGCGUCUUUGUCGCGCCGUCGCUCAACACGGCGAUCACGGCGGCGUCGCUGUCUGCGCCAGUGAACCUGACCGCAAUGAAUGAGACGGUGCCAUGGGCGAACAACCCUGGCUACGACUACCCGAACGGCACGCAGUCGUACACGACCUCGACCGGUGCGCCGUCGCCGACUACAACCACGACGACCUCGGGUGCGGGUGCUGCCGCCGCCCCCGCCAUGAUCUUGUCUCUCGUUGCUGCUGGUGCGAUGAUUGCUCUUGCAUAA
Fibroporia radiculosa is the source of this 1458-nucleotide messenger RNA. RefSeq lists its product as uncharacterized. The record is from RefSeq and is a predicted model, not a curated record. The transcript has 9 exons. NCBI's taxonomy places the organism in Eukaryota, Fungi, Basidiomycota, Agaricomycetes, Polyporales, Fibroporiaceae. The coding region runs from base 1 to 1458 and encodes 485 amino acids. Gene Ontology annotation, biological process: phospholipid catabolic process. Gene Ontology annotation, molecular function: hydrolase activity, acting on ester bonds.